Messenger RNA from Xenopus laevis (African clawed frog), 2805 nucleotides. It is a transcript of the gene atf5.L, whose product is annotated as cyclic AMP-dependent transcription factor ATF-5. The transcript is spliced from 3 exons. Lineage: Eukaryota; Metazoa; Chordata; Amphibia; Anura; Pipidae. The coding region runs from base 334 to 1260 and encodes 308 amino acids. The record is from RefSeq and is a predicted model, not a curated record.
GGCGGAACAGUGUAAGUGCCGCGGAGGGAUAUUGAGUGACGCAAUGCACAGAUGAGCUCUACAUGCCCUGCCUCUGCCUCGCGUUAGUCAUAGCUGUCUCACACGCGCACUUGUCACAACUUUACAGGAUUCUGCCGUCUCCUAUGUGUCACCAUGGCUCUCUAAUCGUGCAAACGCACAGAACAAGUGUCAACCUGCACUUGUGCUGCACCGACACAACCACUGCAACCAUGGUGCCUUUUACCUCCCUCUCUGCGCCUUCCGCUGCUAUUUCCAGCAGGAAUCGUGCUUCCAAUCUUCUCUCUGGUGUGGAAAUAGAAGCUUCUGGUAGAAAUGUCUCUUCUGACAGCCAUGAACUACGACCUGGAGAUGUCUAUGUUGCCAGUUAGCACAUUGCACUGGCGGGCGGAUCUCCUGAAGAUCCCUGCUCAUGGAAAUCACUAUGAACAUCAUCACUCCUUCCCCAUGGGUGACGGGGUGAACGUGCACGGGGCUGAAGCUGGAUGCCUGGCAGGUGAUGGAUUCACAGACUGGAUGACUGAAAGAGUUGAUUUCUCCUGUUACCAUCCCACAUCAGUGGAUCCAUCUUUGCCAGGUCCUUCAGCCCCUGAUUUGGAGAUCAUGGCUUCUCUCCUUAAAAAGGAGUUGGAGCAGAUGGAAGAUUACUUCCUGGAGGAGACCCUGUCUCCGACACAACCAAUGCCUCCUGAUCAAGUGGCCCCUUGCACCCCUCCAUCAUCACAUCAAGUGCAUUUCCUCUUCCCCACGCCAGACCAUCAGCUUGGUGGAAGUGAAGUAGAGUUUCAGGCAUAUGUUGAGGAAACACCACCACCUGCUCCAGCCUGCAUGGAAACCCUGGAUUCUGGGUGCCUGGAGCUCCUGAAUCUCUACUCUGAUGUUCCUAGUGAUUUCCCCAGAGACCAACUGCAGGAUCUGUCCCCCACUGACCCGCCAGAAUUCUCAGAACGACUGAUCAGGCCUACACCAUAUGACCGUCCAACCUCCAGCUGCAGUGCUCUGCCCCAUCAAAAAGGAGACCGCAAGCAGAAGAAGAGAGAUCAGAAUAAGACAGCGGCGCUGCGAUAUCGGCAGAGGAAAAGAGCCGAAUACGAUGCACUGGAUGAAGAGUGCCAGAGCCUGGAGGUCAGAAACAGAGAGCUGAAAGAAAAAUCAGAUUCCAUAGAAAGAGAAAUUCAGUAUGUAAAGGACCUACUUAUCGAGGUCUACAAGGCCAGGAGUCAGAGACUCCGGAAUAAUUAGAUCUCUGUAACCAUAUCUAUAUGACACUGUAGGGUUAUUAAAAUAGGUAAAACACUUUUAAGAGAGAUUUAGCAUUUUGUCUGCAUUUUAUGUGCCCCAUUUUUCCCUGCCUUAAAAUACAGCAUCAAAAUGUCUGGUCACCCCCUUUUUGUAGUGCGUAGUGAUAUCACGAAGUGCUAGCACUGGCACAUUACACACGAUUUUUGCCUUUAGAAAUGUCAGUGGAGGUGCAGGUUAGUUAAUAUUUAGAAGCUUUGAAAGAAUUCAUGCUGGGGUCCAGCAAAAGUUUUUCAUUUCUACAACAUAGACGUUUGCAUUUGGGGGAAUUUGUUAAUGUUGAUAAUUUUGUGUAAUUUAGAGUUUUGAGAAAGGUUUGUGCUCCCACCAACUAUGAUCUAAGAUUCUGGCAAAAAUGCAAAGCACCUAUGAUUGAUUUUACAACAUUAUAGAAUUUAUGUAAGACACCUUGUUUCUGUGCUCUGUAGGCCACAUUUGUGUAUUCAGUGUUCAAGAAUUGCUUUCCUGGAGCUGCUAAUGCAUAGGGGCAGUGGGUAGCCUUGCACCAUUGGAGUGCAGAGUUAAAAUCUGCAAAGACUCUGUAUGUUUUCUCUGUGUAGGUUUCCUCCCAUACUCUAAAAUGGGGAUCCCCAACCAGUGGCUCGUGAGCAACAUGUUUCUUACCAACCACUUGGAUGUUGCUCUCAGUGGCCUCAAAGCAAGUGCUUAUUUUUGAAUUCCUGGCUUGGAGGCAAGUUUUGGUUGUAUAAAAACCAGGUGCACUGACAAACAGAACCUCCUGUUGUCUGCCAGUCCACAUAGGGGUGACCAAAUAGCCAAUCACAGCCCUUAUUUGGCACCCCAGAACCGUUUUGGAUGCUUGUGUUGCUCCCCUACUCUUUGGACAUUUGAAUGUGAAUCAUGGGUAAAAAAAAAAAAAAAAAAAAAAGUUUGGGGAUCCUGCUCUUAAACAAUACAGGCAGGGUAACUGACUCCAGAUAAAAUUUGCCCUAUUGAGUAUGAACGUGAUAGGGAUCUUAGAUUGUAAGCUCCACUGUGGCAGGAACCGAUUUGCAUAUCGGGAACUAAUACAUAAUAUGGAAUAAUACAAAAUGUGAAAUAAUAUAUAAUGUGACAUUUCUCAUUACAGGGCACAGAUGAGCAUAACUAGGACAAGACAGCAGAAAGAUAUCAAUGUGAAUUAUUACAUGUCUGUUGUUAUUGUAGAGGAAUCAUAUGAUGGCAGCAGUGUAGCUAUGAAGGGUGAGCAAUCCUGGAGUAGUGGAAUACUAAUUUAGAUUCAGCUACUUUUAAGGAAGGAACUCCACGAUGCGACGGGUGUUUUCAACAAACAGGAAGUGGAGAAUCGCAUGUAAGAACCACAUUUAUCCGACUGUCGGAUGAAAACGCAGCGCGCUUCACCCAUCGCAUCGUGGAGUUCCUCCCUAAUAGUUCAUAUACAAAUAAUGUGUGUUUCCCUUCUGAUUUUAAUUUUGGUGUGCAUUUUCAUAAUUUAUAAUCCGUCAAAUAAAUAUUUCUGAAAAUAAA